AUACUGCAUUAUUAUCACCUUAUUAAGCUUAUUUUAUUGUCCAAAAAAAAAAAAAAAUUAAAAAUUCUGAAUUUAUUUUUGAAUAGUGAUCGUAUUAUAUUUCAACUUGAAUUUCUCAAUUCUCUAUAAAUGCCUUACAAACUUGAAUAAGAGAGAGAAACAAAAGAGAUAAGGGGCAAUUAUAUCAUGACUAAGCUCUGUGUUGUCCCUUUUACUCUUUUGCUGCUCUUUGUAAGCUGUAGUGCUCGGCCUAUAUAUCAGCUUCCAAGCAAAGAACAUAAAGGUAGCAAGCAGCCCUUGCAAACUUCACGUCCGUAUAACGUUGCACAUCGAGGUUCUAAUGGAGAAUUUCCUGAAGAAACUUCUGCUGCAUAUCUGAGAGCUAUAGAAGAAGGUGCAGAUUUCAUAGAAACAGACAUCAUAGCCACAAAGGAUGGUGUGCUAAUAUGUCAUCACGAUGUUAAUCUUGAUGUGACUACCGAUAUUGCUGACCACAAGGAGUUUGCUGAUCGCAAAAGAACAUAUGAGGUUGAAGGAGGCAACAUCACUGGAUUCUUCACCGUUGAUUUCACAUGGAAGGAACUACAAACUUUGAGAACUAAGCAAAGAUAUUCGUUCAGAGAUCAGCAAUAUAAUGGAAAAUUCCCUAUCAUUACUUUUGAAGAGUACAUAUCUAUUGCUCUUGAUGCUCCUAGAGUUGUUGGGAUAUAUCCAGAGAUGAAAAGCCCCGUGUUUAUCAAUGAGCAUGUGAAGUGGCCUAAUGGCAAGAUUUUUGAGGAUGUGUUUGUGGAGACCCUGAAGAAGUAUGGUUACAAAGGUUCAUAUUUGUCAAAAGAUUGGCUAAAACAGCCUUGUUUUAUCCAAUCAUUUGCUCCAAGUUCGAUUGUGCAUGUAUCGAAUCAAACAGAUCUGCCCAAAAUCUUCUUGAUCGAUGAUGUAACUGUGUUAACUCAAGAUACCAACCAGACUUAUUCGGAAAUCACUUCAGAUGCUUAUUUGGACUACAUCAAAUCAUAUGUUGUUGGUAUUGGACCUUGGAAAGAUACAUUGGUUCCAGUGGUAAAUAAUUAUAUCCAAGCACCUUCGGAUUUAGUUGCCAGAGCACACGCUCGUGACUUGCAGGUACAUCCUUACACCUACAGGAACGAGAACCAAUUUCUGCACUUCGAAUUCCAUCAAGAUCCAUACAUCGAAUAUGAUUUCUGGAUAAACAAGAUAGGAGUCGAUGGCCUAUUCACCGACUUCACUGGCAGCCUUCACAACUUCCAGGAAUGGACCUCUCCUCUCUCCAUUAGUGAUAAUAUUGAUGGCUACUCCGCGUACUUGUUGCAUAAGAUUGCCAAUAUGUUGCAAAAGUAUAAAUGAUUUUAUUCACCAUCCAUUCUUUUGAUGUCGACUAGUAUACAAUUAGGAAGAGAGUUGUAACAGUUUCAUGAUGUUAAAUUCUUCCACUAUUGAGUUUUCAUCAAAAAAAGUUGUGUUGUGUUUGCAAAAAUUUAGUACUCCGUAUAUGAUUUUUGAUUAAAUAAAUAAAUAAUAAAAGGGCUCCAUACUUUGAUACA
Molecule: messenger RNA, 1562 nt
Organism: Chenopodium quinoa (quinoa)
Lineage: Eukaryota; Viridiplantae; Streptophyta; Magnoliopsida; Caryophyllales; Amaranthaceae
Product: glycerophosphodiester phosphodiesterase GDPD6-like
Exons: 8
Coding region: 187-1365 (392 amino acids)
Biological process (GO): lipid metabolic process
Cellular component (GO): vacuole
Molecular function (GO): glycerophosphodiester phosphodiesterase activity
Source: RefSeq, a predicted model, not a curated record